AUAGACGCAUUUGCAUGUGCUUAAGAAGUGUGUUUAAAGUAAAGGAAUUCAUUAAUAAAUCAAGCAUCUUGGAUAACAGCUAAUAAUACUAUACUUACAUGUAUUUGACCUUUUCAUAUAUAUAUAUAUAUAUAUAUAUAUAUAUACAUAUCAAUGGUGUUAUUCUUCUUCAGUUCAUCAUCAACACUUGAUUAGUGUUGUUCUUGUUCAUCUGUAGAUAUGGCUCUUAUUACAAUACCAUCUAGUAGUUUUUAUUUCACCACUGCUUCUAAACAAGAGUUUAGUUUCAUAAACAAUGGAAAAAGGUUAUCUCUUGUUGGGAUUCAGAGAAGAACAUGUUCACCUUUGGUUUGCAAGAAGAGCUCAAACAAUGGAGAUUCAAAGAAGAGUAAAGUGGAACCACAAGUGCUUUUAGGAAGGAAGAGCUUUCCUUCUGGUUUCACCUUCGGCGCAUCUUCUUCCGCUUAUCAGGUGGAAGGAGGAGCCAGUGAAGGAGGAAGAGGACCAUGUAUAUGGGACACUUUUGCUCUCCAACAUCCAGAGAAAAUUCAAGACCGCAGCAGUGGUUCUGUGGCUUGUGAUUCAUUUCGCAAAUACGAGGAAGAUGUUAAACUGUUAAAAGAUGCAGGCAUGGAUGCAUACAGAUUCUCCAUCUCUUGGUCAAGGAUUUUACCAAAGGGAUCAAUAAAGGGUGGUAUAAAUCAUGAGGGAAUUGCAUAUUACAACAAUCUGAUCAAUGAAUUGAUACAAAAUGGAAUCAAACCUUUUGUGACGAUAUUCCAUUGGGAUGUUCCGCAAGCUCUAGAGGAUGAGUAUGGAGGCUUUCUAAAUCGAAGAAUCUUGGAUGACUUCAAGGACUAUUGUGAGGUUUGUUUCCGGGAAUUUGGAGACAGAGUGAAGCAUUGGAUCACAUUAAAUGAACCAUGGACUUUUAGCAGUUAUGGAUAUGACACUGGAGUUUUUGCACCUGGGCGAUCCUCAAUCUCUGGAAAUUGUUCACUUGGUGAUUCUGCGAGAGAACCAUACAUUGUCUCUCACAAUCUUAUUCUUGCUCAUGCACUUGCUGUCAAGCUCUACAGAGAGAAAUUUCAGGAUACACAAAAAGGAGAAGUGGGAAUCACAUUGGUUUCUCACUGGAUGACACCGAUUACAAAUUCAGUGCAAAAUGAACAAACAGCAGAAAGAGCUCUAAAAUUCAUGUUUGGAUGGUACAUGGAUCCCUUGGUGCACGGUGAUUAUCCAUUCAUCAUGAAAGCUUUAGUUAGGGAGAGACUUCCUUGCUUCACAGAGGAGGAAUCAGAGAUGAUCAAGGGUUCAUAUGAUUUUAUCGGAAUUAAUUACUACACUGCAAGAUAUGCAUAUAGUCUUCCACUCUCAUCCAAUGAUAGGCCCAUUAGCUACAAUGCAGACUCAUAUGUUGAUCUUAGAGUGUCAAAAUUAGAUGGAGGGCUCAUCGGAGAACCGUCAGGAUCCAAUUGGCUUUUUGUCUACCCUGAUGGAAUAAGAGAUCUGUUACUGUAUACCAAGAACAAGUACAACGAUCCUGUAAUCUACAUUACUGAAAAUGGAACUUCCGAGUUGGACAGUGAGACUCUAUCACUGCAAGAAGCUUUGGAUGAUAAGAAAAGGGUCAAUUACUAUGCUCUUCAUUUGAGUAAAGUUGAAGAAGCCAUCAGGUUGGGAGUGAAUGUGAAAGGUUACUUUGCAUGGUCUUUGAUGGACAACUAUGAAUGGGCUGAUGGCUACACCAUGAGGUUUGGGCUAACUUAUAUUGACUACAAAGAUGGGUCAAAGAGAUAUCCAAAAGCUUCUCUCCAGUGGUUCACCAAGUUUCUCAAGUCCUAGUUCAUAUUAGUUAUAAAAUGUUAUUUAUAUGUAAAAGGUUUCAAUAAUAGUUUAUUCUAACUUUAUCCAUUGGAAUGUCAAUAAAGAUAGCUAUAAAGUUCUUAUAAUAAUGUUUCCAUGUUGAAUUUAUUUAAUAAAAUAUUUGUGUUUCUCGUGGAUAUAGUACAUUGUGAAAUUAAUUGUAAAGUUGGAUGGAGCUAGCAUCAUAUGCUAAGAGUUACCACAUAUCAUAAGUAAUAACUUAUGUAUCUAUCUAUACAUAUAUGCUGGUAAAAUAAGUUAAAAUAAGCACUGUUCUAAUUUGGUAAACCAAAUGCUUUUAUGAUGUUUUUUUAUUAGAUAUCAAAUAUAUAAUUCAUUUAAGUAAAAAAAAAACAAAC
Messenger RNA from Dioscorea cayenensis subsp. rotundata (Guinea yam), 2225 nucleotides. RefSeq names its product beta-glucosidase 12-like. Gene Ontology annotation, molecular function: beta-glucosidase activity. Gene Ontology annotation, biological process: carbohydrate metabolic process. NCBI's taxonomy places the organism in Eukaryota, Viridiplantae, Streptophyta, Magnoliopsida, Dioscoreales, Dioscoreaceae. The record is from RefSeq and is a predicted model, not a curated record. The transcript is spliced from 13 exons. The coding region runs from base 220 to 1845 and encodes 541 amino acids.